Budorcas taxicolor (takin) is the source of this 1242-nucleotide messenger RNA. It is a transcript of the gene CCDC83, whose product is annotated as coiled-coil domain containing 83. NCBI's taxonomy places the organism in Eukaryota, Metazoa, Chordata, Mammalia, Artiodactyla, Bovidae. The coding region runs from base 1 to 1242 and encodes 413 amino acids. The record is from RefSeq and is a predicted model, not a curated record. The transcript has 10 exons.
AUGGAAACCACGGCGAAAACAAAUAAAAGGGAUAUUCAAGAUGGGCCGCCGAAAGAAGUCAAAUUGCCUAUCAGUGAAGCACUUCUGGACUAUCACUGUCAAAUAAAGGAAAACUCACUAGAACGAUUUAUGGCUCGAAUAAAGAAACUUAGAGAAAAGAAUCAAAAGUAUCAUGAAAGAAAUAAACGCUUAAAGGAUGAACAAAUUUGGCACAUACGGAACCUACUAAAGGAACUCAGUGAAGAGAAGUCAGAGGGAUCCGUAGUUGUAACAAGGGAGGAGGUUGAAAACGCAAUGAAGGAAAAAUGGAAGUUUGAAAGAGACCAGGAACAAAACUUGAAAGAUAUGCGCAUCCAAAUAAGUAAUGCUGAGAAGCUAUUUCUUGAGAAACUCAGUGAGAAAGAAUAUUGGGAGGAAUACAAGAACGUAGGGAGUGAACGACAUGCUAAACUCAUUAGCUCCUUACAGAACGACAUCAACAGAGUUACGGAGAAUGCCGAAAAAAUGUCAGAACAGUAUAAAAUCACCCUGGAAGAUGCUAGAAAGAGAAUAAUCAGAGAAACUUUGUUGCAACUGGACCAAAAGAAGGAAUGGGCCACAGAGAAUGCUCUAAGGUUCAUUGACAAGGGUAGCUAUCGAGAGAUCUGGGAGAAUGACUGGCUCAAAAAAGAGAUUGCAAAUCACAGGAAGGAAGUGGAAGAACUGGAAAAUGCUAUUCAUGAGCUGGAAGAAGAAAAUUUGGUUCUUAUUGAUCAGCUAUUCAACUGCAGACUUGUGGAUCUCAAGAUACCCAGGCGACUGUAUCUUACCCAGGCUGUUGGGCAGGAAGUACCACCUGAAGUGCCUUUGGAGUUGUCAGAAACACAUAAAGUCAUCCCAGAAAACUCAGACUCGCAACCUAUAGACAUGAAAAGCAGAGACGCGUCAAGCAUCUCAUUUGGGAGCAGUGGUUUUCAUCUUAGUCACAAGGACAGCAGACUCGGCCAGCUUCUGAAGAUAGAUGAAGAAGAGAGUUCAAGCAUAGAGUUUGGGGCCUCUGAUAUGAAAUACUUACUGUAUGAGGAUGAGCAGGAUUUCAAGGAUUAUGUAAACCUGGGCCCCCUGGAAGUGAAGCUCAUGACUGUGGAGAGCAAGAAAAUGACCAUCCACUUCCAAGAGAAGGAAACUCCAGUCAAAUUCUAUGAAGAUGUCAGAAGCCCAGAAAGCCACAUCACCUAUAAAAUGAUGAAGUCUUUUCUCUAA